AUGGCUCUUCAAAACCCGCUGAAGCUCUGGCCAACGAGCUCUUGGCCGGCAUACUCGCCUAGCAUGGCCAUGGGCAACAGGUCAUGUUCAAUUGAUGUCCAUGAUGCGUUUGGGCCGACAGUGGCAUACUCGUGUCUCAACGGCUUCGAUUUCACCCUACUUUUCGAAGAGAGUGUCCUCACUCUAUUGCCACUUUUGCUCACCGUUGUGAUACUCAUCCCCCGGGCGAUUUUUCUUCGCAAAACUGCCCCGAAGGCCAAACGAUCAUGGCUGUUUGCUCUAAAAUGUGUGACAUAUUCCAUCUACAUUGUGCUACAGAUCGUCUUGCUGGCUCUUCUGGCUCGACAGGACACUCCCUCCACCAGACUCACCGUACCGCUAGCAGUCACCGUCGUCGCUAGUUUUAUCUGGCUUCUCUACGUCUCAUAUCUGGAGCAUGUCCGAUGUGUGAGGCCGUCGACCAUUCUUUGCCUCUAUUUCGGCAUUUCUGCUCUGCUAGACUUGGCGCGUUUGCGUACCCUGUUCUUCAUCCCGGACUACCACAUCACGGCGCUGAUCAACCUUGCAAGCUACGCCGUCAAGCUGGUGCUGUUGGUCCUGGAAGUCACUGAAAAGCGUAGCCUGCUGCUGUUGCAGUGGAAAGAUACCUCGCCCGAAGAUGCCGCCUCUUACUACAGCCGAGUGUUAUUCCUCUGGCUCAACCGGUUGUUUAUCAGUGGAUACAACACGCGUCUGACUGUGGGCAGUUUGACGCCUUUAGACCAAGAUAUCUUGACCGCUUCUCGGCCUACAAAAUUGGAGGAAAGGUGGGCAAAAGGUGAGAGCUCCUUGAUCGAAGAGUUCCUUUCCAUGGCAACCGAAAAAUCCAGCAAGGGCGCUUUGCUCUGGGUCUUUGUAUGUCAUUACAAAUGGGCCCUAUUGGGUGGUGUGCUGCCUCGUCUCACCUAUAUUACAUUCACUUUCGUCGAGCCGUUACUCGUGGAGAGAACCUUGAAUUUCACCUCGGAACCUGAGAGUCCCAACUCGAAAAACAUAGCCUACGGCCUCAUUGGCGCGUAUGCUCUCGUCCACCUUGGCAAAGCGAUGUCCCUAGCCUGGUACGAGCACAUGACAUAUCGCGCCCUGACACUGUUUCGCGGUAGCCUUGUCACGUUGAUCUUCGACAAGACUCUUCGCCUGAGCAUCAGUGCUGUCAAAGACGCCGAGGCCAUCACACUGAUGAGCGCCGAUAUUGAUCGAAUCGGUCUUUCCAUGCAGAUUAUUCACGAUGCUUACGCCGCGGUUGUAGAGCUUGCCUUGUCUCUUUGGCUGCUCUCCAGGCUGCUCGGCAUCGCAGUCCUGCCUCCUACAUUCUUCAUUGUUGGCAAGUAUGACCCCGGCUCUUUGUGUCUUGCCUUUGGAAUUCCCAUUGCCUCUGCCGCUGGAAACGCGCAGGUGCCAUGGCUCGAGGCGAUUGAGAAGCGCUUGGCUGUGACCUCCAAGAUGGUGGGGACAAUGAAGGUGAUUAGAAUGGCUGGCUUGACAGACACCAUCCACAAGAUUGUUACUAGUCUCAGAAGCAAGGAGAUCCGAGCAUCACGCGCCUUCCGUCUCUUACUGGUGCUGGUGAGUCCCCUGAACUUGAUUGCCUCGCAUAAAACUCCCCACGAUGAAACUCUGACUGACUUGGGGUGUCGGACAGCCAAUUGCACAUUUACCUUUGCUCCCGUCCUGGGCCUCGGAACCUUUGCCAUCUUGGCCAAGGUCAACAAUACGGAGGCAUUGACAGAGGGUGUGGCUUUUGCAGUCUUGAGUCUGUUCAACCUUCAGGACAGGCCCGUCAUGUCCUUGCUUCAUGGAUUCGAAGACUUCCAGACCAUAUACAACGCCUUUUAUCGUAUUCAGACAUACCUUUUGUCUGCUGAGAGGGAAGACUCACGAGCGACCCCUCUUUACCAACAGUCCGAUGCGUCAUCCGAUGAAAGCUUACCGAAAAUCUCUACUACAGUGGCAUCCGGUCACGGUGUUCUGACCAAGGUCGUUGACAACAAUUCUGAAACCAGCGUUAUUCGUCUCACUGCAGCCUCGGGAGGUUACAUUCCUGAAACAAUGAUCCUCAAAGGAAUCAGCCUGGGGAUUAGUGGCGGCAAGGUGACCAUGAUUGUCGGGCCUGUCGGUUCCGGGAAGUCAACACUGCUGCGACUUCUCCUCGGCGAGCUGCCCCAAGUGUCAGGUUCCGUUGUCUCGGACUUUUCUAAAUGCGCAUACGCUCCCCAAUCGCCGUGGAUUACGUGGGGCACAGUACGAAGCAACAUCCUGGGAAUGUCGCCGUGGGAUGCCGGGUGGUACCGCAAAGUUGUUCGUGCGUGUUCGCUAGAUGGCGACUUUGAAGGUCUGCCAGAUGGUGACCAGACGGAAACCGGGAUCCGGGGCUCUCGUCUGAGUGGCGGCCAACAGAUUCGUGUGUCGUUGGCUCGUGCCUUGUACUCUAGGAACAAACUCCUUGUCUUGGACGAUGUCUUGACGGGUCUUGACCGGACGACUGAGGCCGCUAUGCUAGAGGCCGUCUUCAAUGAGGACGGCAUCCUAAAAAGUAUGGGAUCAACGGUCGUGCUUGCUACAAAUUCUGCUGGCCAUCUACGUUAUGCCGACCAUAUAAUAGUUCUCAACACAGAAGGGGGUAUCGCUGAGCAAGGCACUCUUGAAGAGGUUUCCGCAUCCGGAGGCUAUGUGCAGCGCCUGGAGAGUUUGCCAGUUGCUGAGACGUCCCGACAGGAAGCACUGGAGGUGCCAGAAGAAGUCUACCAGGAACUCGGUCUCGAAAAGGAGGACGACGAGCUAGAUGCUGCCCACCACGCGAGUGACUGGCAGGUGUACACUUACUACAUCCGGGUUGCCGGUGUAUGGACCUUUUUAGCCUAUCUCGUCAUCUGCGCAGCGUAUAUAUUUGGCCUUAGCUUUCCAUCAAUAUGGCUGCAAUGGUGGACCUAUUACAAUAAAGAACAUCCCAACGACAACAUUGGCUACUGGCUAAGCGUAUACUUUGCCCUCGCAAGUUUAGCGGUUGCAGGGUGUAUGGCAUCCGACUGGGCUUUCCGAAUGAUGGUGGUUCCAAAAACCUCGCGCAAAUUCCACGAGCUUUUGCUCGAUACAACUAUGCACGCAACAACAUCGUUUCUGACAUCCACAAAUGCCGGGGUCACCACGAACCGGUUCAGUCAAGACCUGCAGCUUAUCGACAGUGAUCUGCCGCAGUCUCUCGACGAGUUCGUCAUGAACUUUCUCGGUGUCUUGACCUCGGCCGUGUUGGUGUUUGCCGGCUCGGGCUACGUUGCCGCUACAAUCCCUGCCUGCGUAGCUGUCAUCUUCUUUGUCCAGAUGUUUUAUCUGCGUACCUCACGCCAGUUGCGUCUGCUCGAUAUUGAAGCCAAGGCGCCCCUAUUUUCCCACUUCAUUGAGACCCUGGGCGGCAUCGCCUGCAUCCGCGCAUAUGGAUGGUCAGAACAGUACAUGGACCGGAGCUACGACGUUCUCGACGACUCGCAGAAGCCGUACUAUCUAUUGUGGUGCAUCCAGAGGUGGCUGACCGUGGUUCUGGACCUGUUGGCCGGCGCCAUCGCCGUGAUGCUUGUCGCUUUUGCAACACUGGUGCGCAACGGAUCGACUGGAUUGCUGGGCGUGGCGCUCUUCAACGUCAUCAGCUUCAGUGGCGCUCUCCAGUCUCUCGUCACGCAGUGGACACAGCUGGAGACGGGCCUUGGUGCCAUCAGUCGCGUCAAGACAUUUGUCGAAGAGACCAAAUCAGAGAAACGCGAUGGAGAGACGGACGACGGCUUGCCAGAUACUUGGCCGGCAGCUGGUUCUAUUAUUUUGGAUAACGUCUCCGCCUCUUACGAGUCAACUACCGCUCCUGUCGUCGAUGGAUUCAACUUGACCAUCCAACCAGGUGAAAAGAUUGCAUUAUGCGGGCGAACAGGAAGCGGUAAAUCAUCACUCCUCUUGGCGAUUCUUGGUAUGCUGGACCUAGAUGAGGGCAGCAUCACCAUUGACGGGUACGCCACCGGCAAGAUAUCGCGCGAGACACUGCGCCGCCGCCUCAAUAUAUUACCACAGGAGCCCUUUUUUCUAUACGGGAGUGUGCGCGAGAACAUGGACCCGCUGCAUAUCUUGACGGACGAACGAAUCAUUGAAACACUACAUGCCGUCCGUCUCUGGGACCUGCUGGACAGCCGCGGCGGGCUCGAUGCCCCAAUGGACGAGGACGCUCUAUCACACGGCCAGCGGCAGCUAUUCUGCCUUGCCCGCGCUAUUGCGCGCCCAGGUAAAAUCAUCAUCAUCGACGAGGCGACGAGCAGCGUCGAUGUGGAGACGGACGAGCUCAUGCAGCGGGUACUACGAGAAGAGCUCCAGGGCCGCACCUUGAUCGCCAUUGCUCACAAACUUAACACAGUGCUCGACUUUGAUCGGGUCGUGUUAAUUGACAAGGGCAAGCCGGUGGAAUCUGGGAACCCGCAAGAGCUCCUGGCCGACCUAGCGUCCAUGUUCUCUAAGCUAUACAUGAGUGGAGGUAGCCCUGCCGUGUAA
This is a messenger RNA of Clonostachys solani, 4563 nucleotides long. The record is from the annotation of a GenBank genome assembly. Lineage: Eukaryota; Fungi; Ascomycota; Sordariomycetes; Hypocreales; Bionectriaceae.